Messenger RNA from Pocillopora meandrina, 12603 nucleotides. Lineage: Eukaryota; Metazoa; Cnidaria; Anthozoa; Scleractinia; Pocilloporidae. The record is from the annotation of a GenBank genome assembly.
CAGAAUGUCGUUCCACCCGCGACUCGGUUCUCUGUGCGUUGGAUGACUGUAAUGUUUGUAAAUUAGUGUCGUGUGAGGUGUUCUGUGGACGUAAUAUUUGGAAGCUGUUUCCAAAUAUUGAGAAAUGGCGGGUACUUCUUACACGGCUUCACUUCGAGGAGGUGGCCCGUGGGGUUUUCGACUGCAAGGUGGCAAAGAUUUUGGCAGUCCUUUGGCGAUUUCGAAGGUAUCACUCGAUGUAGUUUUCUAAUUCAUAGGGUAGUUCGAAUGACUGGGGUGCAAUGUAAUUGUGUGUUUAGCUAAACCUGACUGAUUUGCACGCGAUUUCGACGCUCUUCUUUAUAGGUGACACCAGGUUCUAAAGCCGAUCUUGUUGGAAUAAAAUCAGGGGAUUAUAUUCGCGAGGUAAAUGGUGACACCACGGAGAACAUGAGUCAUUUCGAAGCUCAGGAUUGUGUCAGGAGGGCUGGGCAGAAUCUCGACUUACUGCUUGAAAGGUAAGAUAAUAUGCCAAACUGAAUGAAUUUCCCACAGCUUUAAUAGCUUUCAGGUCUACGUAAAAUUAUGACCGGCUUUUAGCUCUGAAAUAUGCGUUCUUCAAAUUGCGGUAUAUCGAGUGUUCUGCGGUGAAAUGAACAACCUUCCAUAAUUUCGUGUCGUUUGUCUAUUUGGAUAAAUUCACACCAGGGGACAAUAAAAAGAACUUAUUUGCAUAUACUUGGCGAGUAACAAACGCUUUCCAUGGAGGAGAAACGUUUUCUCUUCGUGAUGACCAUAGAUGGAAAUAUUCCUUCAGAACAGUUACGUUGGGGAAAAGGAAUUGGCUAGUGAAAUGAGCAACAAUUCUUGUGGGUGUAAUGUAAUUCGAUCGUGAUGAAGCUUUCCGCAGAUAGUGGACGCCAAGGUUGACUGUUGAUUAAAGAUUCUUGAAAAUGUUUGCCAAACUAACGUCUUUGUUCGUUCUGAACAUCUAUCUCUCCGGGGCUGUUGGUAAAAAGCUCUCGAGUGAUUAUUUUCGCUUGUUGUUCUUUGUAAAAGCAGUGUACGAUCAAUCGAGGAGAAAGUGAUAGAAAGUGAUAUACAGUAUGAAGCACUUUUUGUUGCAGUUUCUUGCGCAUAUUUUCAAAACACAUUGAUUUUCCUGCACUCCAGAAUUUGCUGCACCCGACAGAUUCAAAGCGAGGUGUAUGUUAAAAUCAGUGAAUAACUUUUUCCGUGGGCAGUACUUGUUUAUUAUAAAUACAAAAGUUCAUGUAAAUUUUAUUGUGCCUCGAUUAGUAAGAUUUUGGCAGAGUUCGAUCCGAUUAAAUCUGACUUUGCAGAGUCUAUUUUAGUAUGUUCGAAAGGUUUUUUAGCGUUUUAUAAACAAUCUUUGGUAGUCUUUGACGAUUAAUUAUCCUGUUACUGUCAGCGGGUAAUUCUUCGGCAAAAAUUGCCGGUUCGAAUGUGAAGAUUAAUUUUAUCUCAUGAAUAUCUUCGAUUAGUGAUUCUAGAACAUGUCUAUUCCUUGUUUGGUAUUCUCGUGUCAAAAGAAUGUGAUAUUUUGAGAAGACCUAAACAAUGAUGUGAAAUGUGUUCUAAAAAUACUUUUGUUUCUUAGAGAAACAUGUAACAAUUUAUUACAUGAGCAAAUUUCAUUUCGCCGCAGGAACCUUAUCUCUUUGUUAAUUUAUGUGAGUGAGUCAUCCAUAGAUAAAAUCCCUUUGUUUUAAAUCUUGAGUUCUUCUGAAGAAUUGGAAAAUUGUAUUGAAAUCAGGAAUUACGUUGUCAUAUUUAGAUGUCUUGGUUUGAAGCAAGAAAUAAAUGUUGGUUCAACACCUAAUCUUUUUACUAAGAAAUACAACUUUUUUACUAAGAAAUACAAGCUUUCUUUAUUAUUUAUAAUUAGUACAGACUAAUAAUAGAUUAAGUUACCUGAUGAUGAGCCACAUUUGGUUGGAUAGCUUCCAAGCCUUGACUGGUUUGCCUUGCACAUGGAAUGACUCGCGUGAAUGUCUCUUUUAUGUAUUACCCAAGAAAGUGAGUUGGCUUGUGAUGCUUUUUCAUAGCCUGCAUAGCUUGCAAUCCUAUCAGCACUGCAGAGGUUUGUGUGGGCCUAGUGAUGAGUGUUAAAACUGCAUCUGGAAAGAAAAAUGCCCACCUAUGAGAAAGGCGGUUUGUCACCCUCUUUGACAGCUUCUUAGUUAUUCCAUCAAUACAAGUGAGCAUAACUGAUGGUUGGUAAUAUGAAACUGGUAGCUUUGUUAACAUUCAUGUAAAGUAUAUUGAAACAAACUUAUGGAGGCAGUUAGUGGAAAUUAAUGGUGGUUUGUGGAAACACCUCUGAAAGGGCCUCUAAGUAUAUGGGAAACUUCUGAAAAAUAUAAUGUAUACUGGGUCAUGAGUCAAGCUCGAGCCCAAGUCAAGUUCAAGUCACGAGUCAAGUUUCAGUCAACUUCAAUUUUUCCCUUUUUUUUGCUUUUAAUCUUCUUGUUUUCUGUUUAGCUUUGUUUUGAUUUCUCUGUCAAAAUGAUGUAUCAAGGAAACAAGAACACCUUGUUCCACACUUAAAUUGUUUUUGUGGCCAUUUGUAAGGGUUGAUUCUGUACUGCUUCACAGCAGUGUUCAAAGAAGUAAACAUUCCAAGGUAUCGACAAGUUUUCCCCAAGGAUUCCAAUUUCUUUUGAUUACAUACCUAAGACAGAAGUUCUAUUUCAAUGACAAACUGUCUUAACUGACUCAGAGUAUUUAAAAAAAAAAACUUGGUACUGAUUUCUUGCACUCGACUGCCAUCUUGCUUCCACUGGGAUCCCAUACAUGUAGAAGAGUAACACUUCAAGCUAUCUCAUUUUCUCCUUGGCCAAAAGUUUGGAAAAAGUUAUUAUUCCUCUGGAAAAUGUUUGUUUGAUUUAUAAGUUUCCCUUGUUAAAAAGUUUUGAAGCAUCACCAAGUUUUGGAGACAUUGUUACAGGAUGUGUGGAAUAUCUAAAGCAUGAUAUACAUAGUGUUGUAUGCAUAAGAAGAAAUUGAUAAUUAACAAGACAAAUUUUUUUCUUAGUUAGAGCAUCAGUUGUGGUUAUUACAGGGGUUUUAUGUGUCUUAACGAACAAUAACAGCCUUUUAAAUGUUUUGUAAAUUUUGCGACAAUUCUGUAACACUUAAAAGGUCUGAGAGCACUUAGCAACAAUUUAGAAUGCAGAAAUUCUUGUCUGUGGCAAAAUUGAUACAGAGGAAAUAAGCUGCUUCAACUGAAGUAAAAGGUGAAUAACUUCAUAUUUUGCCAAGAGGGGAAAUAUUGAAGUUACUCCUGACUCAAACUAGACUCACUCUUUCACUCUUGAAAUGUAUAGAAAAGUAUGGAGAAUGUUGAGAUGUAAUAGGAAUGCAAGAAAUACUGCAAAAAGGUAUCAAUAAUUUCCUAAUUAAAGACUGAUCUCAGCGCCAGAGUUAAAAGUAAUGUUUUCUAUUCGGUGUUUGUCAGGAAAGAGGGGACUAAAACAGUUACAGUAACAGAAACUGUACACUCUGCAAAGGUGGAUCACAAAUUUAAUGCAAGGGCAAAACCCUUUGGUGCAUCAUCACCUCCAACUCAGACCCCGCAGCCAUCAGUUCCAGUUGCUGUCCACUCAUCUCCAGCAGGUAACACAUCCUGGCAGCCGCCAACAUUCCAGGCUCAACGUGCUCCUGUUGCAAAAACUGGACCAGCAGGAUUGUCAGGUCCCCCAACUCCUCCACCGCCCCCAAAUCCAGCUACUUAUGCCAGGUGAUGAUGGUGUAAUUUUGACCACAAUGUGUACAAAGGAGAAUUCAAACCUCAGCCAGUUCUUUGUCUGAUUUUUUGAGUCAGAUGCUCUGUUAUUGGAGCAACAGAGAACCUUUUUGGUAAUCUUUGGUUAGUAUUGGCAAAGAAACCAGGUACACCAAAUCAAAUUUUCUAUUAAUUUUGUGGUUGGACUUUUUGUUUUAGAGGAAGCGCUGAUCACCCAGACAGUGGAGUUUCAAGACCAAGCUAUGAUGACAGAGAUCUUGCUCAACAUUUUAAACUUGAUAUCAGUGAUGAUGGAGAUGGUGAGAGAAUGAUUUCUUAUGGUACAAGUAGCAACAGAGUAUUGACCUCUAAGAGUGACCAGCAUCUAAUUUCUCUGUACAAUAUCACCCCAAGAAUCAAAAUAGUGAAGGAAAUGAUAAUUGACUAAAAAGCUCUUGAUUGUUAAACAAAUUCUCAUAGUCAACACCUUAGGAAAUGUGUAGAGACCAUUGUAGAGAAUAGGCAUGGAUGUGAGGAUGUGAAGGGGGCACUGUGGAAUUGUGCGUCAGGGACUCCUUACUAAAAGACGUGGGAAUCUAUGAACACUUUUAUUUGAUGCUGAUAGGUCAGUUGUGUGCCAAUUAAGCCCAAUAAAGUUCAUGACGCGCAAAUAUCAAACCCAAAAUAGAAUUAUUUUUGUUUUGUUUUCUCAUGUCUAAUAGGCAAAUUUACCUGUAAAUUUCAAAAGAUCUCUAAGAGUCUUUUGGCAGGGACAAAAUGCUAUGUCAAAAAAGCCAGAAGGUUUCUUUUUUUAACAGAGAAACAACCAUUUAGUGACAAGUACCAAAAGCUCUUUUCGUUAACAUGUUGUUGUUUUUUCCAAUUAGUGGGCUUUGCUGAUGAGCCACCAACUUGGGGUCAUCCACCAGAUCCCAAAGUCCAGUCCAAGUCUUUUAAGAGACUUCAGAAACAUCUGCAGGAAGCAGAUGAGGAUGGUAUGUAUAAAGUGCUUGAAUUCUUCAUAUUACCUUUAAAUUCAAAAGUGCCACCCUCUCAAGAAAGAGUGAGGCCAGGCUCUCCUACAGUUAUUUGAAUUGAUCUAUUAUUGAAGCAACUUUUUCUUGAUUAAUAAAAGUUAUCUUAGGUUUGCAUUGGGUUUAUACUACUUUGCUCUAUUAUUGGUUGGGAGAAAUAAUGCACCCUCUCAACCAAUUAGAAGCAAAAGUGAAAUCAAUCAUGACUGGGGUGCCCCCCUUUUUUCAGUACUUGGAACAGUUUUCUGGUUGUUAUCUUGAAUUUUCAUGGCUCAUCUUAAUAUUUUCCUUUGCUCUGAUUGGCCAUCAUGACAUCUUUGGUUUUGGUCAUAAACCACUGAAAGUGCUCUGGCUUUCUAUUACAUGUAUUUAAGCCUGGGCCUACUCUGGUUUUGAACAAAGACUUAAAAGCCGGUAUACAUAAGUUAGUAGUGAUGCAAAAUCUGUUUACUGUUUUUGUUCCUUUUGACAGAUUUACCUCCACCUCCCCCUGAGGCUUAUAAUGAACCUGAGGAGGAUGCAGAUAAGCAAGUGCAAUCAAGAACUUUUAAAAUGCUUCAGGAUGCUGUGGAAGGAGGAGGUUGAUAUGAUAUUUUUUCUGUCUAAUUUACAUGGAUAUUUUUUGAUACAUAGAGUCACAAAUGAAUCAAGCAAAUAAAACUAGAGCAGUGCAUUUGUGUCUGCUGAUGAUAACAAAUAAAGUACUUAUUCACACAGGUGAACUGCAAAUUGCAGAAAAAAAAUUAUUUGAUUUUAUUGACUGAUUUGAUUUUGUGAAUUGGCCACUGCAAAAAUAUUAUGAAGGAUGAUGUUUUGAGGGAUAGACCUUGGUCAGUGUGAAAAUCAAUUUUUUCCAAUGAAGGACUAACAAUAAACUUUUCAGCUUUAGAAUUUCCUUACAAUAUAGCCAACUAACUUUGUCAACUCAGUUGAUCAAACCAAAUUUCUAGUAAUACUGACCACUAACUUGGCACCACAGUUUCUUUAGAAACUUACCACCUUUUAUAGAUGUACAGAAAAAGAAGCUUGUAGAUUUUUGGUUGUUCUUCACUGCAGAUCUGAAUAAGUUCAUUAAAAAAAUGAUUCAACCAAAGGCUGGUGAUAAGAUUAAAUUCCAAUCAUUGACAUGCCCCCAACAAUACUCCCAACUAAUACAGUACAUCAAUAUUUAGAGAUGACUUUAAGGCUUUCACUAAAAAUUAAAGUUUUCUCAAGAUAUCUUCAUCUUCUAGUCUCUAGAAAGACUUAAAUAUGCAACCUAUAAGGCUGGAAAAAAAUGUUGAAUUGUGUUCUAGUGUUGAUUUAUUAGGAGAGGGCAAUUGAUGUAUUACAUGUACAUGUAUUUUUGUUUUCAUGCAAUUUGUGAAAAUAACUGGUAUGGCUAAUCAUCUUCAGAGGAAGAGGAAACUCUUAACCCAUAACUUCUUAACUUCAGUAUGCACAUUCUCCAUACUGCUCUCUAUAUAUUUCUUAAGAUGCUGACAAGGAGCAUUUGUUUAACAGUCAAGAGUUUCUCUGCUUGGUGAUCAUUUCCUUUUUUCAAGUGACCUUCGUGUGUGAUUCAGGGGCGAUAUUAUAGGGAGAAAUUAGAUUCUAGUGACUCUUAGGGGUCAAAGGGUUAAUGAUAUUACCAAGUGUUUAAUCCUGUUAUGCCCAUCACUAUGAAUGCCUUUGUUUGAAAUUUAAUUCAAGACGGAUGUGCUAUGUUGUCAGUGAAGCCAUACCAGAAAACCUGAAAAGUCAACACAUUUAAUCUUAUGCUCCUAAAAGACAAUUUUUGGGAUAAGAUUACUUCUUUUUAUACAAGUUGUUCUUUUAUAUUUUGUCAUGUUCAGCUGAGUUCAGUGAACCUUUUUAUCAAAUUUCCUGUGAUAUCUUCUUUCUAGUAUAUGUUACCUUUAAUUUAUUAUCUGUGGCAAAGGGUUUUGAGAGAAAUAACAUCUUGAAAUGAAGGAUAUAAAUAUUUUUUGAGUGUUGAACAACUUCUUUUUAUAGAUGCUCCAGGGAGUGUCUUUGACAGGCAGAAGGCAGAUCGCUCUAAGCCUUCCAAUACUCCGCUACCCAAAAUGUACAGACCCAAUCCACCUGUUAUCAAACCUGCUCGGGAUAUGCCGGUGGCUCCACCUGCGCCAGUCAUGGCCAGGCCAGGCCAGCCUGCCCCUGUUGCAUUACCAGGGAUGGUUCAGAUGAACCAGCCGUCUGAGCCAGUGCGGCAUCCAACACAGAAACUACCAUCAUCUGCCUCUCCUGCGGCAUUGUCUCCUACAUCAUCCCCUGGGCAGCCUGAAUGGAAGAGGACACCUUCAAAGCCCCCUUCUGCACACUCCGUAGAGGAGACCAGAACUCCUUUUUGUGAUGCUUGUGGAGAGGAAGUUUUGUAAGUUUUUUGUGGCUAAGAUAAUUCAGACAAGCCUCUAAAAGUUUUCUGUGGAGGAGUUUAUUUCUAUGCAGUGCCUGAAGUUUGUAACAAUUGGGUCAUUCUGUUGAUGAAUUGAAUGGAAAACUAAAACCAGAUAUGAUUGGUUCAACAUGUUUUGCUGUGCAUGAUGUUAUUCUUACUUUGAUUUCUGAUUGGGCCUGUGAAUAAUUUAUAUUCCUCUGUUUGUGGGAUGUAUAGACAUGGUUCCACAGCUCAGGAAAAAGUCAGGAAAGAAUAAAUUUAAGUUGGUUUACGAAUGGAAUCACAAAUUUUCCUUUUCUUCUAUUUUCAGUGUUUUCUAACUUUUCAAAUUCUUUGAUGUAAAUGAUGUAAAUUGGAUCCUUUUUCCAUGGUACCACAAGGAAAAUUUUCAAUUGAUGUUCAUUGUUUUAUAUGGCUGUAGAGUAUGGCUGUAGAGUAUGGCUGUAAGGGGAGGUUCAAGGCCUAGAUUAGGAUUUGUUUGAUAUGUAAUUGUUAAUUCAGGUUAGGGAAACUUUAUGUUUGUCAUGAUAAAGUCAGGAAAAAGUCAAGGAAUUCCAAAAACUUAUGACUGUGGCAACCAUGAUAGAGUUAUUAUUCAGAUGUUGUAAGUCAAAGGAAUCAUCACAUUUAAGGGAGAGAACUGAAAACAACCUUACAACCUUGUAACCUUGCUGCAAGUGUUUCACUUGGCCCUUCAGUUCUAGUUGUCUGACAUCACUAAUGUUUUUUGUUCUUUUGUUGUAAAAUAGUGGACCUUUUGUGAGUGCAAUUGGUAAGGCAUGGCAUCCACAUCAUUUUGUAUGUGAUGGAUGUGGUGAAUCAUUACAGAACCAGGGCUUUAUUGAGGAGGGUGGAAAACUGUACUGUGAGAAGGACUUUAAUAAGUACUUUGCUCCUCAUUGUGAAACUUGUAAGCAGCCUAUAGUUGGGGUGAGUACAUCAUUUUGGUUAUUUACAUGUAUGCGUUUGUAGGCAAUGACGAUAAGAUAAAGCCAUAAAGAUUAUUGUUAUUCAUAGGUCUUAUUUACCAGUUAAAAGAAAGAUCAUUGGCAAAAAUGUUAGGGGUAAUCCAAAAGCAGUUUUCUUUAGGCAAUUUAUUAGGAUUUGUUAAAAACAAAUUAUCUAUUAGUUGGAAAGUAAUGAGUAGCAAUGCUUGAUUGAAAUAGUUUCAGGGAUUUCUUCAUCUUAGUAUUUUUUUAUCUGUUUGAAAAACACAGGUUUCAGUUUAAUCCUUUUCCUUUUCCACCGAUUAUCUUUCUUGGAACUGGUUAAUCAGACCUACAUGUAGUGUACGUAUCUUGAAGGCUCAAAAUUUUAGGAACAAGUCCUGUUUUCAGCCCUUAUUGAGUCUUUGUGUUGUGUGCUUGGGAAAGACACUUUACUUUCACAUUACUCUUUCAACCAAGGGUAAACUUGGUAAACAGCAAACUGUUUAGGAGGCCUGAUGAUUUGCUGAUAGGUAACCUGUAAUGGGGCAACAUCCCUCUGUAGAGGAGCAAUCUGCCUUGAGAAGUAGAGUGACUUUUGAAGGAUGCAUCACUCAUGGAAGGGAAAGAAAUGAAUAGACAAAGUUUUACAUUUAUUUAGUUGUUCUGUGAGAGAGAGAUCUGCCAGUUAUGUGAGAGAAUUUGUGCACCCUUCCUAAAAAGUUCAUCAUGCACACAAAUUAAGGUGUCAUAACUUCACUCAAAUUAAUAGUUACUAUGUAUUGUGUUAUGUAAGAGUGCUCCCCAGACAGAAAAAAUGGUUGAAAUGCUAUUGAUGAUAGAAUUUUUCCAUUGUUUAUAAAAGGAAAUAGGCAUUAAGAGUGAGUCUCUCUCUCUUACGGGGAAGAGCUUUUAGUAAGUUGUGUGAUAUGUUCAUGGGGUUAUUUAUGUUUAACAAUUAGUCUAUGAAUUGGUGUGUUGCUACUGCAAGGUAAGUUUAACAGGAGAACACACACAUUUUCAACUGGAAAUAACAAUUAGAUAAUGCAUAUAUUUUUAUCAGAAUUGUGGUCUUAAUUUACUCCUCUUAAACUUUGUCUGAAGUAUGUUUUUUUGGAUGGAACUUACAUCAGACUUUGAAACGGUCAGUAAAGCAGUUCUCUGACUACUGACAAGUGUUCUGUGAUAACUUAGAAUGCCAAUGUUUCUGUCUGCUUUGAGACAUGCUCAGAACCUUAGGAUAAAUUCAGAAUUCUGUGGAGCAUUUUUCAUAACUAUCUGGAAAUCCUUACCCUUUUGCACACUAAAAGAAGGAGUUAACACUUGUAGACUGUCAUUUCUGAUUUUGCCUUGUCCAUACAUAAACAUGUGUCUCCUAAGUUUGGCCGAGAGAUAUCGAUUGAAAGAAUGCUAUGAAAGUUUCUCCCUUCUUGGUCCUUCAAAUUUUGAAAUGGAAUGUCAUCAAGCACAAAAUUAAAAAAAAGAAAAUGGUUUGAAUCUAGACUUGAAAAUUUGUUCCUCAGCCUAUAAAGCACAUUACACAUUGAUCACUUAUCUUAGUGUCUGUAUAUUACUGAACGUAAGCCAUUUUUUCUCGUAAAUAAUAUAUAUUGUGCACUUUACAUUGAGAGAAUUUGCAAUUUGGCUAUAGCUCAAAGAGAUUGAGGUUUACGUGUUUGGGUUUGAAUUUUCAGUUGAAUUAAUUAAUUAUAAAAAAAUCUAAUGUUUUACAUUCAAAUUCAAAAUGAUAGAAUGAAUAGUUUUUCUUGUAUGUAAAACAAAAAAAAAUUUUUUUCUAAAAGCAUUCCUAACUCUUCAAGAAAGUUAGUUUUGUUAUGGCCAUGAAAUAAAUUAUAUUUUUAGUUUUGCACUUGUCCUACUGAAGCCUAAGUGCUGUCUUAAAAUUACUGUUACAGUCACGUGACCGGCUCGGGCAAUUGUAAAGUAGCUCUAAAGGUAGUGAUUUCACGGGAACAAAUAUGCAAAAAGUCGAAAGAGGGGAAUUCCUGUUUUGCAUAAAAGUUUAAACUGAGUUUUUUGGGUGACUGUGCGAAGCUCUGGUUAAGUACUUAAAAAUUUUGAACUUGUCAGAAGUUUAGUUAGGCAGUGAUUUUUUGCACGCGUGUCUUCAUGUUUAAGACAAACAUUUACAUGUAAAAAUAGGAAGGGAAGCGGUAUUUGUAGAAAAGAAGCGAAAUUACUAAAUAAUCUGACAAGAGAAUGCGGCACGCCGACAACCGAAACUAAGCAAACUUUUGCACUGUCUCUACCAAAAUGGUUGAUCUGGUGUGUGUAAAUUUAUUGCUUUAGCCAGCCGUUCAGUUUUUCUUUUAACACCGGCCUUGCUGUUAGAAUUGAUUGACAGUAAACUAGCGUGUAGUUACAACCCUUCACUGGCCUUAAGGAAACCCACUUCGAUCACAUUAAAGUGGAAUGGAGUUGCCUGAAUUUCUCUGGCUGAGAAGGAGAUGAUACUACGAGAGGAACAGUGAACAGACCGCUACUUUGGUUGUGUUCCAAAAAUACCGCUUUUAACGUGACCUAUGAGAUUCAUCUGUUUGCUCUCGAGGAGGAAAAGUGGAGGAUAGACUGACCAUCUCUCGUGCUUGGCACAAUAAGAACUGCCGGCUGUUUCAAGGCGUGUACAUCACGUGAGAGUCACAUGGCAAGAGGUUUUGAAAUGUCUACUUGGUGUACGAAAUUUCUAGUUGUGUCGAGGGAAAGGAGCCAUGCGCACUGCCUUAUGUAAAAGCCCAACUUUUCAAGACGUAGCUAGUCCAAGCAAAAGCUGUGCCACACCAUUGUAUAAACUUCUAUUUUCACUGCUAUAACAAACUGUUAGUAGAAAGCACUUAGAGAUAGCAUAGUUCAGUGAUCUCUCAUAGUAAUUCUUUAUAACCAUGCACGUAACUCGUUGCAUUUUAAAUACUUUCCAUUUCCACAAAUAACUGCCAUAGUAAACACGCUAAACUUCUUUCCUCGAAGGUAGAUCAGUGACGUCUUUGUGGAGCCGUUUUUGGGUGACGUUUGUCUCUGCGUGUUUUCCUCUCGAAAAAAAAAACCAACUUAAAAAAAAAAAAAAAAAAAAAUGGGAAACCCUUCACAUCGUCAUCCGAACGGGAUUUGUGCUGAAUGAGAGCGAGUGAGGGUCUCAAGUAACAGUGUAACGAGGGUAAUGCUUUAAAUGCUGUGUAACAACUGCAAGCACUUAAAUCAAAAAAGAAAUAACUUAUUACAACUAAGUAACCUGCUGCUCACCUGCACUGCACUGUUUUGUCGAAAAAAAAAUUCAAUAAGAUUCGUUGUUCUUUCAUGUUCAAGUUCUUUCAUGGAUUGCUCGGCCAGACUUCGGAGUGAAAAUUGAUCAUUCUAACAUGGUCUUUGUGACGCGAUGUAUUUAUUUUCCUAAAUUUGCAGCCAAAGAGUCUGCAUUCAUGCCCACCAGCGGUGCCUCCACCGUCAAGUGCAAUGCUUAAGGCAAUACGCGAGGGUUCCAUGAAUUCCAAAAAUCCUACAGAAGUCGCCGCAAAAGCGAAAAACAAAAGAUUUAACAGUGCGUUAACUUUAAAGAAAGAACCAGAGGAAAACCAGGCUGAAUGGAUGAAUGGCCAUCAGUCCAAUUAUCCUUCAUCCGGAUAUGGAAUAAGCUAUCUUCAGAAAAGAACCUCGUUUGAGAGUAAGAACAAUUUGCCGGCUUCCUCGGGAGUUUCAAAUGCAGCCAGGGUUGGAACUUCAGACAAUACUCGCGUAGAACCUGGGGUGGGGUCCAUACGGGAGAAAGUCGUGUCCUUAAAGGAAGCUGUUCGUAGCGCUACUGAACGAGAAGCUAAAGCCAGAGAAGGAAUACCUCCCGCUGUAAAACGCUUUAAAGAAGCGAAAAUUUUACUGGCAAAACUUGAGCGCAAGAGAUUCAUAGCCGAGGAUAAGGUGGCUAAGCUAGAAGAUCGUAUUCAGGAUCAACAAAGAAGAUUAGAUAGUAAAUACAGAUCUCUGAAUGAGAACUGGCAGGUAAACCAUAAGAUCGAGCGCCAGAAAUCAGACGACUUGAGGAACAUUAGAAACAUCGAGUAUGAACUGACGGAGGUGAAAGCAGCAAGGGAGGCUUCUAUGCUGCGCGCUCGCGAGGCGUCGCGCCGCGCCGUUGUCAUCCAGUCCGCGCUUCAAAACGCGGAAGACCGAAAGCGCGAGCUUUACUCGCGCAAACGCACGUUGCAGGACAUGUUGGAAAUGUACCGCAAGCGAAUGAAAGAUUUGAAGAACACGUACCAAGAGAAAGGCGCCACUGUAGAAAACAAAUUCCUACAGAUGAAGCUGAUGGAGGAUUACAUAGCAGAUAGCAACGAACGCUUUGGUCGGGCAGAGAGAAGGCUGCUACCUCUGAAGAUCUACAUCAAUCAACUACAUGAUUCCAUCGACCAGGCGCGAAACGAAACCCGCCAUGCAAGUUACCUUCUGGCCAACUGUCAACAGCGGCUGAAAGGACGAAAAUACACUUACUAUCCGUUUGAUAAAUAA